AACUGAUCACCAUCCAACAGCAUCUGACAUGCAACGUCGUCUCUUUCAGGUUCUUGUUGCAUUUGAUAUUUAUAUCAAGGGUGAUGCACACAGCUCGCAUUAUUCUACCCCCAAGACAUGGAUAGUUCCUCUCAAGAGACUCUUGAAUACUUGCCCCGAGUUGCCCUCGUUACCGGUGCAGCCCGCGGCAUAGGUCAUGCAAUUGCCUUACGUCUUGCUCAGGACGGCAUCGAUGUUGCCGUCAACGACAUUGCCCAGCAAGAAGAACUCCUCAAUGGGGUCGUCUCCGAGGUUCAAAGCCUCGGAAGGAAGGCCCUCCCAGUCAUUGCUGAUGUUUCAGAUGAAGACCAGGUCAAAGGCAUGAUUGCUAAGACUGUUGAAGCACUUGGGAGCUUAGACAUCAUGAUUGCGAAUGCGGGAAUUGUGGGCCCAAGCACGCUGUUAGAACUAAAUGUUGCUGAUUUCGACCGAGUCCUGGCGGUGAACACGCGCGGCGCGAUGUUGUGCUACAAGUAUGCUGGACUUCAGAUGGUCAAACAAGCCCGUGGAGGUCGGAUCAUAGCUGCUUCCUCUGUCGCUGGGAAGAAAGGUUAUGCGCGCCUUAGCGCAUAUUCCACUUCAAAGUUCGCCAUCAGGGGAUUAACGCAAAGUUUUGCGACGGAGCUGAUUCCCCACAAGAUCACAGUCAACUGUUACUGUCCAGGCCUGAUCAAGACGGCUAUGACCGCACACCCACAAGAUGCCGAACUUGGGGGCCAUGGAGCCUUCACCAAGAUGGCGAUGGGUCACCCAGUUACCUCCCCCGACGCAGAACCUGACGUGGUUGCAAGUCUGGUAUCUUACAUUUGUAAACCUGAGGCUCACUUCAUAACUGGCCAAUCACUUGUGAUAUCUGGAGGAACAGUGAUGGAUUAAUCUCAUUGUUUUGGCAUUGUAGUGGAUUCUAUUCGUCCUACCUCCAUUCAGUAGAUUUCUAUAGCUUCCCGGGUCGUCCCUCAGACUCAAAGAGCCUGUAUGCAAGGCGUUUAGAAUAACAGCGAUAGCUUGACAUCAAGCCCUUAUUUAGGGUUACAAUUUGAAACUUGGUCAUCAUUCUCUUUGUUUCUUGGCUUUCGAAUUCAAACUAAGUAUCGCUUCACCACUCAAA
Molecule: messenger RNA, 1147 nt
Organism: Somion occarium
Lineage: Eukaryota; Fungi; Basidiomycota; Agaricomycetes; Polyporales; Cerrenaceae
Source: the annotation of a GenBank genome assembly